This is a messenger RNA of Sinocyclocheilus grahami, 2528 nucleotides long. RefSeq names its product 5'-nucleotidase domain containing 2 (gene nt5dc2). Gene Ontology annotation, molecular function: 5'-nucleotidase activity. The transcript is spliced from 10 exons. The coding region runs from base 110 to 1606 and encodes 498 amino acids. NCBI's taxonomy places the organism in Eukaryota, Metazoa, Chordata, Actinopteri, Cypriniformes, Cyprinidae. The record is from RefSeq and is a predicted model, not a curated record.
AACGAUGCCCUCAGCGAAGCUGUAUCAGUUCCCACAGAAGCGAUCUUACUUAACACGCUGGGCAAGUACGAAUGAAAGAAGUAAACAACUUUGUUAGUAUAGUUUAGACAUGGCUUGCAAAAAAAUAGGCAGUUUAAGUAACGCAAUGUGGCAAAGAAGCACCACUUGCAGAGUUUCGCUGUGCGCAGGAUUGAAUAUUCCUGCUUUUGCUUGUGGAAGCUUCGCCUCGGCUGGUGCAACAAUGAACGGACAGAACUGCUGCAAAGAUGGACACAACUGUGGGCCGACGAGAAAUUUAGCAGCUAAUCAUAACCCUGUUGCAGCCGCAGUCACAUCACACAGACACCAGAUCGUGGGCAAAAAUAGAGGCGAAGAAUCUCUUAACAAAUCUGGCAGGGCUUUCUCAUCCACGGCCCCACAGAUCAACAAUAAAACCUACUUGUGGGCGAGAUACAAUGAGAUGAAACGGCUCGUGCACGAUUUGAUUCCUCCUGGGGUGUGCAAUCUUUUGAACCCUUCCACCAUCUAUGCAAACAAUGAGGUGAAUCUGGAAGAGGUGGACAUCUACGGCUUUGACUAUGAUUACACGCUCGCGCUCUAUUCCAGCGCGCUGGACGAGAUGAUAUACAACAAGGCGCGAGAGUUUCUCGUCCAGCACUACAAGGUCCGAGAAAGACAUAAUGGACGAAUUCUGUCUUUUCAGGAUGCAAUUGGAAUGGUGCAUAUCAAGGGUUACAUGUACAAAUGGAUCAUGCAAGAUCUUGAGAAAUACAUUCUCAGAGGAGACGAAACAUACGCUGUGUUGCACCGGCUGGCCAGUCAUGGGAAGAAGCUUUUCCUGAUUACCAACAGCCCCUUCAGCUUUGUUGAUAAAGGCAUGAAGUACAUGGUUGGAAAGGAGUGGAGGGACUUCUUUGACGUUGUCAUUGUUCAAGCUGACAAACCUCAUUUUUUUAAUGACUGCUUAAAACCAUUUAGACGUUUGGACAGCAAUGGAGACUUACAGUGGGAUAGAAUCAAGAGUCUGGAUAAGGGACAGAUCUAUAAACAGGGAAACCUUGUGGAUUUUCUGAAGCUAACAGGAUGGCGAGGAUCCAAGGUUUUCUAUUUUGGAGAUCAUCUCUACAGUGACUUGGCAGACCUGAUGCUGCGUCAUGGGUGGAGGACGGGAGCGAUCGUGCCUGAACUUGAGGUAGAGACGAAGGUGGUGAACACUGAGCAGUACGCUCAAAGUCUCACGUGGUUGCAGGCGCUCACCGGACUGCUGGAGCGCAUGCAGAUGUAUCGGGAGCCUGAGUCCAAGGAGGUUCUGCAGGAGUGGCUGAAAGAGAGAGAGGAGCUACGGGCAGUCACCAAGAACCUCUUCAACCCUCACUUUGGCAGCAUAUUCCGUACCUGCCACAACCCCACCUACUUUUCCCGCCGCCUGUGCCGUUUCUCAGACCUCUACAUGGCCUCUAUCAGCUGCCUGCUGAACUACGACCUCUCAUACACCUUUUACCCUCGCCGAACGCCCUUGCAGCACGAAGCCCCCCUCUGGAUGGACCAGCUCUGCACUGGCUGCAUGAAGACACCCUUCUUAGAAGAGAUGGCCCAUAUUCGUUAAAACCGCCAAAGGUUUAAUGUGCAAAUAUGAACUGAAUAGUGAAAUGAGGGGUGUGUGUUUGUGUCUCUAUCUAUAGCAUUGGAGACGUGGCACUUUUUGCAUGAACGCCACAUACAAUGGGGCCACCUGCUGGAUGUUAUGUUGCAAUGCGUCUCAAUGUUCUCAAGCCUUGGACAGCUAAAGACGGGCUUGUUGAUGAACUUAUCCUUGUGUUCUUAUCUCUAACUUUUUUACAUUUGAUGCUGUUGCAUUACGUCUUACUAAUCAUAUUUAGAUGCUAAGUGGUUUACAGUUCUCUCUUUUUUUAGUUUUGUAGAUUAAACCUGUAUGUCAUGAGUUUUGUAGUUGCAACAGGGUGAUGUUUGUAUUAACAUGAAUCAUGAUAGCAGGAGGAGUGAAACUAUACUUGGAGUACCCAGACUUUGUUUACUCUGGUAGGCCAAAGUAUUAAGCCGCUGGCCAAAAAUGCACAAUAUGAGUUACAAAUACAGUAGGUCUGAUUACAAGUGCGAUUAGGUCAAAUAGCUUCAUAGAUUGGUGUUUUAAUGUUACUUACCUUCCCCACACUACAUUAAUCAUGUAGCCAAGCCUCAUAAAAGUUUAAAUAUGUGCAAGUAAUACCAGUCUCCACAGCUUAUUAUUUAGUAGAGAAAUUAUAAUGUUUUUUAAAUGACAGCUGUAUUUACAUACUUGGAAGCUCCUGGAGGGCCAAACCAAAUGCUGUUGUUAUUUUUGACCUUGCAAGCCCUCACUGUUUGUGGCUUUAGACUAAGCUUCUGUACAAUCAGAGCAUUGUUUGCUUACAGUUAAAUCUGUGAAUAGCUAUGCUGCUAAAUUCAGUUUUCCAGGAACAAGAAAGAUCUCAUCUUUUGUAUGUACUUAGUCUACAAUUUAAAAAAUCUAAUAAAAGGCUUUGUCUUAA